GCUGAGGUUGGAGCCGUAACUUUAUGACCCAAGGGAAUGUGGCAUUGCUCAAGUAGAAUGGAGGAUAAGAGACUUUCGGUAGCACUCUUAAAGUCGCAAAGUUUCGAAGACUUGUUUGCAAUGUUUAAGCAGCAGAAGAGAAGAAACUCGUUGAUUCAAUGUCGAAUCCAAGAGUUUUGGCCACUCUUUAGUCCUCAUCCAAAAGAAACUGUGCCUUUAAAUAGUUUGACAUUGCUUCAUAGAUCAGGUGAGAGUCCCAUAGAAGUUUUCCCAAAGGCUGUUGCGAAUUUCCUUUUUUUGGUUGCAACGCUGUUUUCAAGUUCUUGAAAUCCUGCAGCUUUUAUGAGUUUUUAACUAUGAAGAACAAUGAGCUAUUAUUGCUUACAGUUACAACUACAACGUUGAAUUCUAAGGCUUUUUGUCUGUUGCAUUUUUUUAUGUUCACCAAAGAAUAUAUACGGUGCAACAGAGAUUUAGAAAUGGAUUGCAGAUGAGCAGACAGAAAAAACCAGAGAGUUUCAAGUCUUCAACUCUUCGUGAGAGACAGAAAGAAAAUGAAUCUCCAUGAGACAAAAAUUGAAAGACUUUAAAAAAUCUUUUGAAUGAUACCAUUACAUUGGGACUCUGACAAAUAUCUAGUCUUUACAAUACUGCGAAUGUUUGAGGAAUUGGGAGUGAUAAAAUGGAUUUAUAUCAUUGACCUAUUAUUUGCUACAUAGGAUGACCAAGUCAUCUACAACUGUUCCUGAUAAUCGAUGAAAAAGAAUACCUUUCACUUUGAAACUCAAUUAGUUGUGCCUUGAAGAGUGUGCUAUUUGAUCAUUUUUAAAUUUUCAUGAGAUAGACUUAAGUCCGUUAGAAGUUACUUACUAACAAAUGUAAAGAAUCACAGCAAUGGCUUAAUCAUUUUCGAAAUGAAUAAUUCUUUGUGGACAUAUUAUUCUCUGUCCAUUCAUCAUACAAAAAAAGUGAUAUGGCUUGUUUGAGUUGUCA
Messenger RNA from Galdieria sulphuraria, 993 nucleotides. RefSeq lists its product as uncharacterized. The transcript is spliced from 3 exons. The coding region runs from base 37 to 327 and encodes 96 amino acids. The record is from RefSeq and is a predicted model, not a curated record. NCBI's taxonomy places the organism in Eukaryota, Rhodophyta, Bangiophyceae, Galdieriales, Galdieriaceae.